GCGCAUGCAACCAGGGUCGGCUCCCGGUGCCCCCAGCGCUGCCAUGGCGGCGCCGGGUCCCAGCGUCUUCCUACUCAUGGUCAACGGGCAGGUGGAGAGCGCCCAGUUUCCAGAGUAUGACGACCUCUACUGCAAGUACUGUUUCGUGUACGGGCAGGACUGGGCUCCCACGGCGGGUUUGGAGGAGGGGAUCUCGCAGAUCACAUCCAAAAGCCAAGAUGUGCGGCGAGCGCUGGUGUGGAACUUCCCCAUCGAUGUCACCUUUAAAAGCACCAACCCCUAUGGCUGGCCGCAGAUCGUGCUCAGCGUGUAUGGACCAGACGUGUUCGGCAAUGAUGUGGUCCGCGGCUAUGGGGUGGUGCACGUGCCCUUCUCACCCGGCCGGCACAAAAGGACCAUCCCCAUGUUUGUCCCAGAAUCUACAUCUAAACUGCAGAAGUUUACAAGCUGGUUCAUGGGACGGAGGCCCGAGUACACAGACCCCAAGGUGGUGGCUCAGGGUGAAGGCCGGGAAGUGACCCGGGUCCGCUCCCAGGGCUUCGUCACCCUCCUCUUCAACGUAGUCACCAAGGACAUGAGGAAGCUGGGCUAUGACACAGGGCCUGUGGAUUCACAGGGCAUCUCGGUGCCCACCCCACCCCAGAGUGUCCUGUGGUGAGGGCCUCCACUGCUGCUCCGCCUGGCAUUGCAGGCCCAGCAGCUCUCUUUGCUGUUGCCCCUUUGAAGAGUGGACCAGAGGCACAACCUUGAGGAAAACGUUUUUAUAUAAUAAAGUGUCACACUUCCAGAGACCCAACCCUGGAGCUUCUCACCCUUUAGCACCUCCUCCGUCAGCCAUGGCAGCCUUUCCUGACCGCCUGGAGACCUUCAAAUGCUCACCCCUGGCGGGCCUGAGGAAGUGCCCAAAGCCCACCAGGUC
Molecule: messenger RNA, 919 nt
Organism: Loxodonta africana (African savanna elephant)
Lineage: Eukaryota; Metazoa; Chordata; Mammalia; Proboscidea; Elephantidae
Gene: B9D1
Product: B9 domain containing 1
Exons: 7
Coding region: 5-658 (217 amino acids)
Biological process (GO): cilium assembly
Cellular component (GO): MKS complex
Source: RefSeq, a predicted model, not a curated record